AAGAAACGGUGAGCGUGCAAUUCAACUGCUGAAGGGUUUUAACUUCAUCACUGAAAAAUAAAUUGAAUGCCAUGCACCACACAGCUUCACCAGAGCUCCAUUUGCCAGAACCAGUCUGUUUCCACCUCCCACGACAAGGACGAGGGGUUGGAUUUUGGGAGGCAUGAAGGCCAACAAUGUAGGCAAAAAAAAAAAAAAAAAAAGAGGGUUACAUCUGUGGAUCUGAAAAAGAAAAAGAAGACAUGGCUGUCAGCCACACAUGAUUUGACUUUCCAUACUGAGUAAAUAACACAAUUUUCACUUACUGUCGGUUGGUAGAAACAUGGUUAAAGAGGGCUAGCUGGCUUGUUGUUGCAGGAGUUCCAAUUUAGCCCUCCUAUAGGCCAUAACCUCCUGAUGAUGUUGGCCUUGCUGCUCCUUCAGGGCUCUCAGUUCUCUCCUGAUUCCCUGGAGUUCAGAUAAUUUCUUCUUCUCCGACUGAAGCAGCUUCUCACUGCAGCCACAACGUCCCCUGUUUCUCCUUUGGUGGGAGAUUAAUGGCUGGUUUUCUGGAAUGCCAGAACGACGUUGCCCAGCACAUGAGGAGGCCUCAGACUGAGGGGAGUCAGGAGAAGGGAGCAAUAGCCCAAGACCAGGACUCAUUGCUGAUGUUACAGGGGCAGGUUGAAGGGGUUCUGAUGUUACAGGGGCAGGUUGAAGGGGGCCUGAUGUUAGAGGGGCAGGUUGAAGGGGUUCUGAUGUUACAGGGGCAGGUUGAAGGGGGCCUGAUGUUAGAGGGGCAGGUUGAAGGGGUUCUGAUGUUACAGGGGCAGGUUGAAGGGGGCCUGAUGUUAGAGGGGCAGGUUGAAGGGGUUCUGAUGUUACAGGGGCAGGUUGAAGGGGUUCUGAUGUUACAGGGGCAGGUUGAAGGGGGCCUGAUGUUAGAGGGGCAGGUUGAAGGGGUUCUGAUGUUACAGGGGCAGGUUGAAGGGGGCCUGAUGUUAGAGGGGCAGGUUGAAGGGGUUCUGAUGUUACAGGGGCAGGUUGAAGGGGGCCUGAUGUUAGAGGGGCAGGUUGAAGGGGUUCUGAUGUUACAGGGGCAGGUUGAAGGGGGCCUGAUGUUCCAGGGCCAGGGUGGAAGGGGCCUGAUGUUCCAGGGCCAGGGUGGAAGGGGCCUGAUGUUCCAGGGCCAGGGUGGAAGGGGCCUGAUGUUCCAGGGCCAGGGUGGAAGGGGCCUGAUGUUCCAGGGCUCAACUUUGAAUUCAAAGGCCUGGUUGACGCACAUGCAUCUAUGCCUCCAGGGAUCCCUUCCAAUGCCUCAGGCCCCAGGAUGGCCAAAACUUUCUCUUCCUCUGCAGUCAGAGGAGGAACGGAGUUGAUACCCCCACCAGUCUUUUUUGCUUCCCUUCUACGUGCUGCAGCCCUCCGUUUUGUCACACUUGCGAAGUCCGUCCAGUUUUUUCUAACU
This is a messenger RNA of Xyrauchen texanus (razorback sucker), 1447 nucleotides long. RefSeq lists its product as uncharacterized. The record is from RefSeq and is a predicted model, not a curated record. Lineage: Eukaryota; Metazoa; Chordata; Actinopteri; Cypriniformes; Catostomidae. The coding region runs from base 537 to 1358 and encodes 273 amino acids. The transcript has 2 exons.